Messenger RNA from Gopherus flavomarginatus (Mexican gopher tortoise), 1892 nucleotides. RefSeq names its product phosphomannomutase 2 (gene PMM2). The transcript has 7 exons. The record is from RefSeq and is a predicted model, not a curated record. NCBI's taxonomy places the organism in Eukaryota, Metazoa, Chordata, Testudines, Testudinidae. Gene Ontology annotation, biological process: mannose metabolic process; protein N-linked glycosylation; GDP-mannose biosynthetic process. Gene Ontology annotation, cellular component: cytosol. Gene Ontology annotation, molecular function: phosphomannomutase activity. The coding region runs from base 31 to 585 and encodes 184 amino acids.
GUGGACUGAGCCACCUCAUUCAUCUGCAGUAUGGCGGCGCCGGGCAGCGGCGUCCUGUGCCUCUUCGAUGUGGACGGGACCUUGACCGCCCCCAGGCAGAAAAUUACAGCAGAAAUGGCAGAUUUUCUGCAGAAGCUGCGGAAGAAGGUGAGAGUUGGAGUUGUAGGUGGUUCAGACUUUGACAAAGUUCAAGAGCAGUUGGGAGAUGAUGUGGUUGAAAAAUUUGACUACGUCUUUCCAGAAAAUGGUCUUGUAGCAUACAAAGAUGGGAAAUUUUUGUGCAAGCAGAGCAUUCAAAGUCACCUGGGUGAGGACCUGCUUCAAGAUCUAAUCAACUAUUGUCUGAGUUACAUUGCAAAGAUUAAACUGCCAAAGAAAAGGGGUACUUUUAUUGAGUUCCGAAAUGGGAUGCUGAAUGUCUCCCCUGUUGGGAGAAGCUGCAGCCAGGAAGAGCGAAUUGAGUUCUAUGAACUUGAUAAAAGGGAACAUAUAAGAGAGAAAUUUGUAGCUGAUUUACAAAGAGAAUUUGCAGGAAAAGGCCUCACAUUUUCUAUAGGCUAUUCAAAUGGAUUUGUUUCUCAGUGAUUAGAAUUCUUACCUGAAAAUCUUUCUUGUGUUUGAAAGCAUCUUUCCAGAAGAUGGUAUGCACUGAGUCAUAUAGGUUCCUUCCAAUGCUGAGGGAUUAUCUCAGUGGAUGAGUUUAAUUGUAUAUCUAUAAGUUCUCAAGCAUAAACAUUUCUACUCAGCAUUAUACAGUCCCUGAUAUAUGGUGUCCCUGAAAAUGGUCAUUGUUUUUGUAGAGGUGAUGGGGAUUCUGGCAUUGGCUCCAUUCAGAAUGAAUUGGUUCAAACCAUAAAGUGAUAACCUGACAGUCCUCAUUAAUACAAAAAAACUUAAUUUACACUCAUUUUCUGCUGAAUUGGUUGCAAAGUUGGUGUCAGGGAGAGUAGCUGACACACCCCUAGCACACAUUCAGACACACUUGUAGAGCUUGAUUCCCACUGGGGACUGGUCUACACUUGAAAAUUAGGUCGAUUUAACUGCAUCGGUCAUGGUGUGAAAAAUCAACACCUCUGAGCGAUGUAGUUAAGCCUGCCCACAUCCCUGUGUAGACAGCAUUACACAGAAUUCUUCCAUCAGCUUAGCUACUACCUCUUGGAAAGGUGGAUUACCUAUGCUGAUGGGAGAAUCCCUUCUGUUGGCAUAGAUAAUGUCUACACAGAAAUGCUGCAGCAAGCCUGUAAGCAAGCCUGAGAAGCUUCUACGGGCUGGGAAAAAAGGGGACCAAUGGAGUAAAGGCUUCACUUACCUUUUCUUUAAUAUCUGAAUCUGCCAAGCCUGAAACCCUUUCUGCUGUGUAGAACAAGGGUGUGGCAUGAUCUGCUUUCACUCAGAAGCGGGCACUUGAACUUCAAACAUUUAUUUUUAAAUUUUUUGAGAGAUGUCUGAAUUGAAGUUUGGUCCUAGUAGAUGCAUGAUACCGUGGACAGGAAGAAAUCUAAACCUUUAAAAAUCAGUUUAAUGUGGGACCACACACACUAACAUCCCUUAGUCAAAAUCCUAUGGUCUUGCAUCCUGUGGGUCCAGGCCAGGGUUGGGUUGGGUUGGGUGUGCUAAAGAUGUUUGGAUUUCUUUUAAAUGUAAACAUCUGAAUAUCCUGAGUAGAACAUUUGGGUUGGUAACAAUUGUAAUAUCCCUGUAAUGUGUUUUACACUAAAGUCUUGAUGUGCUCUCUCAUCCUUAACUCCAUUUCAUUGUAGUUUUUGUCUCGGACUUGUUCAGUUUCCUCUAUCGGAAUCUGCUUCAGUGGAGUUCAGCCUCCGUCAUUCUCCCUCCAUAAAAGCAGAGUUCCUUCCCCCUGCCCCUUAACACUUGCCUCUUUUCUACCUUUU